This is a messenger RNA of Pteronotus mesoamericanus, 2490 nucleotides long. Its product is annotated as zinc finger protein 345-like. Bases 13 to 2490 code for a protein of 825 amino acids. NCBI's taxonomy places the organism in Eukaryota, Metazoa, Chordata, Mammalia, Chiroptera, Mormoopidae. The transcript has 3 exons. Gene Ontology annotation, biological process: regulation of transcription by RNA polymerase II. Gene Ontology annotation, molecular function: RNA polymerase II cis-regulatory region sequence-specific DNA binding; DNA-binding transcription factor activity, RNA polymerase II-specific. Gene Ontology annotation, cellular component: nucleus. The record is from RefSeq and is a predicted model, not a curated record.
ACACGGAGCCGGAUGGCGGCGCCGGCCGCGCUGAGGCGCCCGGCUGAGGCCAGCGUGACCUUUGAGGACGUCGCCGUGCACUUUUCCUGGGAGGAAUGGAGGCUCCUUGAUGGGGCUCAGAGACGCCUGUACCUCGACGUGAUGCUGGAGAACUUCGCUCUGACUUCCUCUCUAGGUUGCUGCUGUGGACCAGAGGAUGUAGAAGUCCCCUUGGAACAGAGUGUUCCUGUGGGAGUGUCACCAGCCAGCACCUCCAGGGCAGCUCUGUCUUCCCUGAAGACCCACUUCUGUCAGACUUGUGGUCCAGUCUUGAGAGACAUAUUGCAGUUGGCUGAGCACCAAGGAACACCACACAGCCAAAAAGUGUUCAGGUGUGGAGUGUGUAUGAAACAAUUUAAUUUUAGUGCUAACCUCCAAACACACCAGAAGCAGCACCUGGGAGAGAAACCCUUGAGAAGCAGUGUGGACAAGACCUUGUUUGUGAAGAGCUAUAAAUUCUGUGUUUCAGAGAAGCCCUUUACCUGCGAUGAAGUUGGGAAGGAUUUCCUCUCUCCCUCAGAACAUCCACGGCAGCAAACCACACAGGCCAGGGAAGAGUGCAACAAAAUCACUCAGAGUGGGACAACUGUACAAAAGGGAAAAUCUCUAUCCAACCCGGUACAAUGUAGAAAAGCCUUUAGCUCCAGAAGUUCACAUGCUCCAAAACAGGAUGUUCACACUGGAAGACAGUGUUUUCUGUGCCGUGAAUGUGGGAAAGCAUUCAGGUAUCAGUCCGCAUUAGUUGUUCACCAGAGAGUGCACACUGGUGAAAGACGUCAUGUGUGUAGCAAAUUUUGCAAGUCUUCUAGUCAAAACUCAACCCUCCGUCAGCAUCAAAGAAUUCAUUGUGGGGCAAAGCAGUACACAUGUUGCAAAUGUGGGAAGUCCUUUAACCAAAAAUUUGUCCUCUUAUAUCCCAGGAGGACUCAUAAUGGAAAAAAAAGUGACUUGUGCCAUGAAUGUGCACAACCUUGUAGCCGUAGAGCCAUCCUUAUUCAACAACAGGAAGUUCAAUCUGGAGAAAGGCGUUAUGAGUGCAUGCAAUGUGGGAAAGCCUUUAGACGAAAAUUUGGCCUUAUUGUACAUAUGAGAGUUCACAUUGGAGCAAGGCCUUAUCAAUGUAGUGAAUGUGGGAAAUGUUUUACCAAUAGCUCUGUCUUUCAUUAUCAUAAGAAAGUUCACACUGGAGAAAGGCCUUAUCAGUGCAGUGAAUGUGGGAAAUCUUUUGCAUUUGGUUCUAAUUUCAGUGCUCAUCAGAGAGUUCAUACAGGAGAAAGACCUUAUGAGUGCAGUGACUGUGGGAAAUCUUAUUUCCGAAGGCAUCACCUUCUUACACAUCAGAGAGUUCACACUGGAGAAAGGCCUUAUCAGUGUAAUGAAUGUGGGAAAUGUUUUACCACUAGCUCUGGCUUUUAUUGCCACAAGAAAGUUCACACUGGAGAGAGGCCUUAUCAGUGCCAUGAAUGUGGGAAAUCUUUUGCAUUUGGUUUCAUCCUCAGUAAUCAUCAGAGAGUACACACAGGAGAAAGACCUUAUCAGUGCAGUGAAUGUGGAAAAUCCUUUAUUCAAAGACAUCACCUUCUUCUACACCAGAGAGUCCACACAGGAGAAAAGCCUUAUCAGUGUAGUGUAUGUGGGAAAUGUUUUACCACUAGUUCUGUGUUUCAUUAUCAUAAGAGAGUUCACACUGGAGAAAGGCCUUACCAGUGCAGUGAAUGUGGAAGAUCUUUUGCAUUUGGUUCCAACCUUAGAGCCCAUCAGAGAGUACACACAGGAGAAAGGCCUUAUGAGUGCAGUGACUGUGGAAAAUCCUUUUUCCGAAGGCAUCACCUUCUUACACACCAGAGAGUUCACACAGGAGAAAGGCCUUAUCAGUGUAAUGAAUGUGGGAAAUCUUUUGUUUCUGGUUUUAGCCUUAGAAAUCAUCAGAGAGUUCACACAGGAGAAAGGCCUUAUGAGUGCAGUGUAUGUGGGCUAUCUUUUACAACUAAGAGGAAACUUCGUUAUCAUCAGGAAGUUCACAGUGGAGAAGGGCCUCAUGAGUGCCGAGAAUGUGGGAAAUCUUUUACCUCUCGAUAUGCCCUCCGUGACCAUCAAAGAAAUCAUACAAGCAAAAGGCCCUAUGAAUGUACUGAAUGUGGGAAGUCCUUUACAUCAAAUUCUAACCUCAUUGCACACUGGAGGGUUCACACUGGGGAAAAGCCUUAUCAAUGUACUGAAUGUGGGAAAUCUUUUUCCUCUGGCUCUGGCCUCCGUUAUCAUCAAAGUGUUCAUACUGGGUUAAGUCCUUAUGAGUGUAGUGAAUGUGGGAAAUCUUUUCCCAGAAGCUCAGCUCUCAUCCGACAUCAAAGAACUCACACAGGUGAAAGGCCUUACGUGUGCAGUGAAUGUGGGAAAUCUUUUAUCCAGAGAAAUCACCUUCUUGUACACCAGCGGGUUCACACAAGAUAA